Epinephelus moara (kelp grouper) is the source of this 3817-nucleotide messenger RNA. It is a transcript of the gene rab13, whose product is annotated as RAB13, member RAS oncogene family. Lineage: Eukaryota; Metazoa; Chordata; Actinopteri; Perciformes; Serranidae. Gene Ontology annotation, cellular component: synaptic vesicle; trans-Golgi network transport vesicle; endosome. Bases 464 to 1066 code for a protein of 200 amino acids. Gene Ontology annotation, molecular function: GTPase activity; GTP binding. The record is from RefSeq and is a predicted model, not a curated record. Gene Ontology annotation, biological process: cellular response to insulin stimulus; protein localization to plasma membrane; regulation of exocytosis. The transcript is spliced from 8 exons.
UGAAGCACUCCCACACUACGUAGUCUCAGCGGAUCCGGGAUCUAGGCCAACCAAGCUUUUUUUUUUUGGAAGGCAGAAAAAACACGUAGCCACCCCGGUGCGUGUGUAAACGGAGUUAAAUGGACUUUUGGGUGAAAGCAAAAUGAAUCUUAUCUAGAUUUGGCGUUGAGGACUGAUCGACAGUAGACGGUUAAACUUUGGAUGGAGUUUAUUUCCUCAGCCAGCGCAGUCCAAACAGCACAGAGGCACUGAGGGGGAUCGGAAUUUACCGGUGACAAGUCUGGGAGGAAAAAAAAGGCAAAGAGGAACCACUCGUUACAUGGAGUUUUAAAAACCCUGCUUCAUUUUAAUCACUAUACAACAAAGAUUCCUGAAGAUUGGAGUCGGAUGAAAAGUGCGUCCAGAAAGGGACAACUCCAACUUUUCCCAUUUCAGCCCAAACUUUGUGGAAACAGCUCCGACCAUGGCGAAAAAGUAUGAUUUCCUUUUCAAAUUGUUACUCAUCGGGGACAGCGGAGUGGGCAAAACAUGUCUGAUCAUACGUUUUGCUGAGGACAAUUUCAACUCCACGUACAUUUCCACCAUCGGCAUCGACUUUAAAGUAAAAACCAUUGAAGUGGAUGGAAAGAAAGUGAAACUACAAGUCUGGGACACAGCAGGACAGGAGAGGUUCAAGACCAUUACGACAGCCUACUACAGAGGAGCCAUGGGCAUCAUCCUGGUGUACGACAUCACAGACGACAAGUCCUUCGAAAACAUCCAGAACUGGAUGAAGAGCAUUAAAGAAAACGCAUCAGCCGGAGUCAGUCGGAUGUUACUAGGUAAUAAGUGCGACAUUGAAGCAAAGCGGAAAGUUUCCAAGGAGACAGGAGAAAAGCUGGCAAAAGAUCAUGGGAUCAGGUUCUUUGAGACCAGUGCAAAGUCCAGCAUCAACGUGGAGGAGUCUUUUCUGUCUUUGGCAAGCGACAUACUACAGAAAUCCAGCAAGAAACCAGGCCCCACAGGUCGAGAGGUGAAAAUCACAAGCAGCACAGAGAAAAAAACCUCCAAAUGUGUUCUGCUCUAGAUAUGACCCAGGCCAACACACACAAGGAAGCGACAUACAAAUUUAAGAGCAUAUCAGUGUUAGUGGGGAGAAAUUCAGUACAGCAGGGUUUCUGUCUCCAUCUGGUGGGCUCACACAUGAAAUACACACAGGUGCCAAAAGUCUUUACACCGAAACUACUUUUAUACUUUUGUUACCCAAAAGCUGACUUUACCAGAAAAAAAUGAGCUGAAAUUUUGUAGAAGUGAUUGUGCCUAUUUUUCCCAUUGAACACAUCUUCUGCCACAUCUCCUGUGAUAGUGUUAUUGUCAUUCAAGAAAAUGCUGCAAAGUGGCAGUCAGGGUGUGACUAUAGAGAGAUUACUGACACAGCAUUUCACCAAGCACUUCCCACCAUGUUUAGUUAAGCUGUACAUUUCUGUUUCUGCCUUGUAUUUCCAACCCAUUUCAGCAGAAUGUUGGUAUUGCACGUUUCUUCAGACCAUGGAUAUGUCACAUUUGUACGUUGUUAUAUUGCGGAUUCAUUCCAGCAAGGCUGCGGGUCAUGUUUUGGCACAAAAACCACGUGGUUAUGGUUAGGAAAUGAUCAUGUUUUGGCUUAAAAUACGCAAUUUUGGUGGCUGCAAAGCUGCUGGAAUCACAGUGAUGUUGAAAUGAAACUGUUAGUGGUGGCAUAAUCUUAGCCAGAAAGGCAGCCAUAUCUCAGUAAAAAAAUAACCGCUUUUGGGGGCAAUAUUCCAACUGGAAACGCAGCGAUUACUUAGGAAAAAAACAUCUCCUUUUUCGUAGCACUUUUCCAACAGGUACCGCAGGGAUCUCUCCAUAAAAAACAACCAUUUCUUAUGGCACUGUCCCGACUUGAAAUGCAGCGAUAUCUCGAUAAAAUCCAAACGUUUUUCUUGUACUAUCCCGGCUUGAAACAUAGCGAUGUCUCAGUAAAAAAAUAACCGCUUUUGAAGGCAAUAUUCCGACUGGAAACGCAGCGAUUUCUUAGGAAAAAACAACUGCUUUCCAUCUUCCAACAGGUGCCACAAGGAUCUCUCCAUAAAAAACAACCACUUCUUAUGGCACUGUUCCAACUGGAAACGCAGCGAUUACUUAGGAAAAAAACAUCUCCUUUUUCGUAGCACUUUUCCAACAGGUACCGCAGGGAUCUCUCCAUAAAAAACAACCACUUCUUAUGGCACUGUUCCAACUUGAAAUGCAGCGAUAUCUCGAUAAAAUCCAAACACUUUUCUUGGUACUAUCCCGGCUUGAAACAUAGCGAUGUCUCAGUGAAAUACAAACACUUUUUGUGGCACUAUACCUGGUGGAGGAAUGAGGUUGUCUUGCUAAAAAUGACCCAUGAUUGGUGGCUAAAAAGCCACUGGAAUACGCAGCAAUGACUCGCUAAAAAACAACAGUUUUUAUUGUUUGUUGGUUUCAAACAGUGGUCUUCAGUGGUCUGCAGCUUGGCAGGCAUCUUGCCUAGGUGCCAUGCCAUCCACCAUCACCCCCACCUUUCGAUGACAAAGUCAGCUCAUAUACAACAUAACAUAGGAAAUGUACAAAUCUAAGGUAUCCAUGGUAUGCAGACAUGUACCAUGCCAACAUUUUCAUCUGGCGACUGGGCUGUGUUUUUCUCUGGCUUAUCACCACAUUAUCAUUCCUAAAACAGCACUGCUUAAUGUAUAUAAAGGACUUUAACUGUGUGUUUUUGGGGUAGCUAUGUAAACAAAUGACAGCUUAAUACAACCAUUUCAUUCAUUUCUUAUAUGUGAGCACAUAGUGGCCUUUAAGAGCUCAGUGGCAGAGGAAAGGUUUUAAAGAGGAAGGAGGAAAGUGUUUUGAUUAGCACACAGUAGGCUUCUGGUCGGGCGUCUCAUAGAUUCUGUUAGAUGGUGUGUAAAUGCUGGACAGAAUUGAUAAAUCGAUUAAUAAGUCAAAAAACUUAUUAGGUUACCAAUGCACUUUCACUUUUGUCAUGUUGUUUUCUAUAUUACAUCAACAGCACAGGCAAGUUGACAUCCCGUAUCCCUAUCCCCAAUCCCCUAUCCCCGUUCCUUAUCCCCACAAAGACUGAACAUUAGGCUUUUAAAUGUUAUAUUUCAUUAUGAUUACAAUGUGUUUACCCUUCAAGAGCUAAUAAAAUGGUUCAGUAUUUUAAUGCAUUCAACAGAAUCUACAGGAGCAGAUGCCAUUUAAUAUUAAAAGAGCCUGAAACUAUAGGAGAGGAAAUUUUUCGGGUUACAUAAUACGAGAAGCUGAAACCGUGCUCUUUACAUUUAUGAAUUAAACAUGUUGAUGUUUGGAGUUGAAUCUGAGACAAACACUGGUGGUAAACAAGCUUGGUUUUAACAGAUGGCUCGAAGAGUGUGGACGAUAGGAACAGAGAUAAGUGCAAUAUGAGAAGAUGAGUGGAGAGAUGAAAGAACGAUGGAUAAAGCAAGUGAAUGGACAGGAUGUGGGGGAAGCAGCUGCGCUCACAUGUCCCUCAUUUUGAAUUGAUUUAGUGGGUCUUGCCUUUUAUGUGAAGUGCCUGGUUAAUCUCUUACUAAACACUACCACACAUUAGCUACAUCUGAAAAGACAGUCUCCCUGCUCAGGCAACUUCAGAUCAUUCACAAUGACUCUGAUUAUGGGUGCUCAUCUGAUCUGGACAGACAUACUGUAUUUUCUGUAUCUACUUUCUAUGCAUUACUUUCACAUUCAGUGGCUUUUAGACCUGCCACAAGACUUUGUAUGUAGUUUACAGACCUGCCGCUUGCUGAAUAAAAAUGCUAAAGAGUAAACG